Molecule: messenger RNA, 173 nt
Organism: Paramecium octaurelia
Lineage: Eukaryota; Ciliophora; Oligohymenophorea; Peniculida; Parameciidae
Source: the annotation of a GenBank genome assembly
AUGAGAAUGCCAAUAGUAAAAUACAAAAAUGAUGGGUAAUUAUUCUAAAUUAUUUAAGAGUUGAAUUUUUGUUUUUGGGCAGUCUUAUAUGGUUUACGCAAUUUUAAAGCAUUAUGAAUAUUCUUAAAAAUGAUUAUCACACUAAGGAGUCAAAUUAUCUCUAAUUCUCUUGA